GCCCAACAUAAAAGGGCAGGCUACAAAAAUUAAAGCCCAUCCAACGCCUGAAAUCGGGCUCAUUUUUACUUUUUCGACGUCCCCACACCACAUUCUUUUCUUCCUUUUCUUUGUUUUUCUGAUUACUUCAAACGACAGAUAUCGCUCUUUGUGCUGACCAAAAAUGGGGGAUCACAUAGCAAGAGGUGAAGAUUUCGAGAACAAGGCUGAGAAGAAAAUCGGCGGAUGGGCCCUUUUUGGCUCCAAAUACGAAGACGCCGCUGAUCUGUUCGAUAAAGCUGGCAAUUGCUUUAAACUCGCCAAAUCAUGGGAUAAAGCUGGAGCAGUAUAUGUUAAAUUGGCUAACUGUCAUCUUAAGUUGGAUAGCAAACAUGAGGCUGCUAAUGCUUAUGCAGAUGCUGCUCAUUGCUACAAGAAGUCAAAUAUUAAAGAGGCAGUAUCGUGUUUAGAGCAGGCAGUGAACUUGUUUCUGGACAUUGGGAGGCUAAAUAUGUCUGCAAGAUAUUACAAGGAAAUUGCUGAAUUAUAUGAGCAAGAGCAAAAUUUGGAUCAGGCUAUUAGUUACUAUGAGAAGGCAGCUGAUCUUUUCCAGAGUGAAGAUGUAACAACAAGUGCAAAUCAAUGCAAACAGAAAGUUGCACAAUUCUCUGCUCAAAUCGAGAAAUAUCCGAGAGCGAUUGAGAUCUUUGAGGAGAUUGCACGUCACUCAGUCAAUAACAACUUGUUGAAGUAUGGAGUUAGAGGGCAUCUUCUUAACGCUGGUAUUUGCCAACUUUGUAAAGGUGAUGUUGUUGCAAUCAACAAUGCGUUGGAGCGAUAUCAGGAGCUGGAUCCAACAUUUUCAGGGACACGCGAAUGCAAAUUGCUAGUGGAUUUGGCAGCUGCAAUUGAUGAGGAAGAUGUUGCAAAGUUCACUGAUGCUGUCAAAGAGUACGAUAGCAUGACACAACUGGAUGCUUGGAGGACAACACUACUUCUAAGAGUCAAGGAAACAUUGAAGGCGAAGGAGCUUGAGGAAGAUGAUCUUACUUAAUUUGUUCCUCUUAUCUAUUGUAAACUACUAGCCUUUAUGUGAUUUUAUUUGCACUGUUGAUUGAUUGUUAUCAUGCUUGUUUGAAUGCAAUUGUAUUUGUACUAAUAUGAGUUUGACUGGUUACAACGGUUUUUGUCUAAUGGUCGAAGUUGAAGCUUUGAAGCUGAGUUCAAAAGUCCAAGUUUUGUACAAUUCUGUAUUGCUGUGGGUAUUUGUACUACCAAUUAUGUGUAAAUAAAUGUUCUUCUCAUUUGGACUAGAAGAACGAUAAAAAUGAA
Messenger RNA from Solanum dulcamara, 1311 nucleotides. Its product is annotated as alpha-soluble NSF attachment protein. The transcript is spliced from 9 exons. The record is from RefSeq and is a predicted model, not a curated record. Gene Ontology annotation, cellular component: vacuolar membrane; SNARE complex. NCBI's taxonomy places the organism in Eukaryota, Viridiplantae, Streptophyta, Magnoliopsida, Solanales, Solanaceae. Gene Ontology annotation, molecular function: soluble NSF attachment protein activity; syntaxin binding. Gene Ontology annotation, biological process: SNARE complex disassembly; intracellular protein transport. The coding region runs from base 164 to 1033 and encodes 289 amino acids.